AUGGGUUUAUUCGGAUCAAAAAAUAAAGAAACGGGAUCUUCCCCUCAACCCUCAUUAUCGGAGGAUCAAGAAGCCGCCUAUAAGGGAAACAAUAGCUAUGUACCAGAUAUUCCAUCGGCGGAGGGUCAAUCGGAAUUCGAUGAAUUGCACGUGGUUUGUCCCCCGCAUACAACGGAGGCAAAACUUAUGCGAAAAAUCGAUUUACGGGUGAUCCCAUUUUUAUGUAUCUUGUAUCUUUUGGCCUUUUUGGACAGAGUCAAUAUUGCCAAUGCCAAAUCUUUCAAACUCUCAACAGAUUUGAAAUUAACCGGCACGCAAUAUAACACCGCCUUGACCAUCUUCUUCGUACCAUAUGUCUUCUUCGAAAUUCCAUCCAAUAUCCUCAUGAAACGUCUGAAUCCAAACAUUUGGCUUUCGUCUCUCAUGUUCUUGUUUGGUCUCGUAAGUAUUUGUCAAGGGCUAGUACAAAAUUUCUCAGGUCUCCUCGCAACCCGCUUCUUCCUCGGUCUAUUCGAGGCCGGUAUGUUUCCAGGUUGUUUCUACCUCAUCGGUAUGUGGUAUAAACGAUCUGAAGCUCAACGUCGCUACUCCUUCUUCUUCAGUAGUACCACAUUGGCUGGAGCAUUCGGUGGUCUUCUCGCUUCUGGUAUUGGGAAAAUGGAUGGACUGAGAGGAUAUUCUGGCUGGCGUUGGAUUUUCAUCAUUGAAGGAGUCCUUACCUGUGUUGUCGCUCUAUCAUUCUUCUUCCUCAUUCCUUCAUUCCCAGAAGAUGCAAAAUGGCUCACUCCAGAUGAAAGAGCAUACGUAAAAGCCCGUCUCCAAGUAGACCAAGGAAGAAGCGCAGCAGAGCGUAAAAUCACUUUCAAAGAUGCAUGCAGGGUCUUCAAAGACUACAAAGUCAUUCUCGGAGGCUUCAUGUAUUUUGGUAUGAUCAUCCCAGCCUACGGAUACGCAUUUUUCGCCCCAGGUAUCAUCUCCACCUACGGCUACUCCCCAAUCCAAACACAACUCCACAGUGUUCCUCCAUGGGCGUGCGCAUUCGCAUUCGCAAUGUGCAUUGCUUUCGCAUCGGAUUUCACACGUCAUCGAUUCGCAUUCACCAUCGCGCCGAUUUGCGUCGCAAUCACCGGUUUCGCUAUCCUUCUCACCGUUCACGAUAAUACAAAACUUCAAUACGCAGCGCUGUUCCUCGUCGCCAUGGGUGCAUACUCGGCCAUGCCAGUUAUAGUCUGUUGGUUCAACAUGAAUCUCGGCGGUCAUCACCGUCGCAGCGUGGGCACGGCCUGGCAAGUCGGAUUCGGUAACAUAGGAGGAAUCAUCGCUACCUAUGCUUUCCUAGCGAAAGAUGCUCCGGAGUACAGAACGGGAUAUGGAAUCUGUCUGGGCUUUUUGUGUUUGAGCGCGAUGUCGUGUUUGCUUUAUUUCAUAGCAGUCAUGUUUGAAAAUCGCCAGAGGGAUAGGAGACCCAGGGAUCUGGGUCUCACGGAGUCUGAGAAGACGGAGUUGGGAGAUUUGAGCCCUGAUUAUAGGUAUUUGUUGUAA
Molecule: messenger RNA, 1542 nt
Organism: Botrytis byssoidea
Lineage: Eukaryota; Fungi; Ascomycota; Leotiomycetes; Helotiales; Sclerotiniaceae
Exons: 3
Coding region: 1-1542 (513 amino acids)
Biological process (GO): transmembrane transport
Cellular component (GO): plasma membrane
Molecular function (GO): transmembrane transporter activity
Source: RefSeq, a predicted model, not a curated record